AUGUCAACCAUGAGCAAGCCUGCCAUGCUGACCGGUCAACGGGCCAAUGCCUGCUCCACAACCCUCGUCUCGGCACGUCGCCCACUUUGGGCCGAGUUGACUCGAGUCCCGCCUGAUGCGGUAUCCACUUGCCGGUUUCCCAUCCCACUGCUGCGGCCUUGCCCGGCCCUGCCCGGUACAGCUGAACCCAGUACAAGUCGAGGGUGCGUCGCGUUCAACUUGUCCAUGUUCGAGGUGGUGCGCUUUAUGGCCGGUACAGCGAGCCCACACACUGGACCUACAUCCACUGGCCAUAGCGCACUUGUUAAUUGUCAUAAGGUCCGAACUGAUCAACAUGUGGGCAAGAGGAAAGAGCCCAGCGAAAAGCAUGGUGAUUCACAUUAG
This is a messenger RNA of Protopolystoma xenopodis, 384 nucleotides long. The record is from the annotation of a GenBank genome assembly. NCBI's taxonomy places the organism in Eukaryota, Metazoa, Platyhelminthes, Monogenea, Polystomatidea, Polystomatidae.